Molecule: messenger RNA, 1240 nt
Organism: Serpula lacrymans var. lacrymans S7.9
Lineage: Eukaryota; Fungi; Basidiomycota; Agaricomycetes; Boletales; Serpulaceae
Exons: 6
Coding region: 40-1122 (360 amino acids)
Source: RefSeq, a predicted model, not a curated record
GGGUUUCACUGAGUAUCACGAAUCUGCCUGUUUCGCAACAUGGCGGACAAUUUCCCAAUCACCACAGCUCAGAUCGUGGGCCUCUUCAUGGAAUGUAUAUUGUAUGGCAUUUAUCUCGUCACCCUCGUGCAAUGUCUGCGCGCCCUCUUGUGGUCCGACUCCAACCAUGCUCUGAAGGAAAAGAUCAACUAUCCCAUGCUCGUAGUGACCCUCUUACUCUGUACUUUUGCUACUCUUGAUGUCGCCUUUGGUCUUCGUCAUAAUCUCGUAGCCUUCGUCUACUACACUGGCCAGGGUGGAGCUACUGCAGAGUUUGAAGACAUCUCCUACUGGGUAAACGUCAUGAAGACCGUGGAUUAUGUGAUGCAAACAUUGAUCGGUGACGCCAUGUUGACGUAUCGCUGUUACCUCGUAUAUGGCAGAAAUUGGAAAAUCAUCAUUCCCUCGUCUAUAAUAUGGCUUGCUAGCUUGGCAUGUGGCAUUGCAUUAAUUGUCACUUUCGCAACGCUCAACACUAGCGCCCUCCUGAAUGUAAGCCAGGCGGAGCCAUUCUUAAAUUCUGGACUCGGCACAACCCUAGGUAUGAAUAUCAUAACUACAUCAUUGAUAGUAUACCGUAUAUGGUCUGUUGAUAGACAGACAGCAAGCAUGACGGUCAACACCAACCCACGCCGAGGCUCACGACUGAAGCACGUCGUCCACAUCCUCGUCGAAUCUGCCGCUUUGUAUACCGUCUCCGUUCUCAUCUUCGUAUGCACUUAUGCGGCCAGCAGCAAUGCCAACUAUGGAACCUCAGAUAAUGUUGUUCAAAUCAUUGGCAUAUCUUUUAACCUUAUCAUCAUCCGCAUCACUUCAGGUAGAUCGUUUGAGAACAUGACAGCCGCUCCCACACUUCCGACCAUAGAAAUCCACAAACGGAGUACAAUGCAGGACAGCUUCCCGCUCUCUACAUUCCGAAGUUCUCAAGGCAUUGUUGCGGACAAAUCGAAUGCGAGCUCAAAAUUACCUAGACUUCAAAUCAAUGUCUCUCAUGAUGUUGAUUAUGCUAUGGACGAUGACAGCGUUCGGGCAGGUACAUCAGUUGACGUUGAUAUGAAGCCGGGGCAAUGGGAUGGCGCUUGAUUUUGGUGGGAGACUAUGAUCAUUACGAGCAAUUGCAUUUCAAUCAAGAUAUCUUAGUUGUUGUAUUAUCUAUUGGUUUUCGGUUUACGUACCGAGAUGAACUUUGUUGUAUCACUAU